Hemibagrus wyckioides is the source of this 883-nucleotide messenger RNA. It is a transcript of the gene paqr4b, whose product is annotated as progestin and adipoQ receptor family member IVb. Gene Ontology annotation, cellular component: membrane. Gene Ontology annotation, molecular function: signaling receptor activity. NCBI's taxonomy places the organism in Eukaryota, Metazoa, Chordata, Actinopteri, Siluriformes, Bagridae. The transcript has 3 exons. The record is from RefSeq and is a predicted model, not a curated record. The coding region runs from base 1 to 819 and encodes 272 amino acids.
AUGGUGUUUUUCACUGUACCGAAACUCCUGGACUUUAAGAAUUCUCCUCCACACCUUCAGUUCAACAGGUACGUUUUGACCGGAUAUCGCCCUGCGGCCACUUGCACAGGAUGCUUAUGGAGUCUCUUUUACCUGCACAAUGAAUUUGGAAACAUCUACACGCACGGUGUUCCUUUUGUUUGCUUUCUGCUGCUUUUGCCUCUCAGCAUUCCCUGGUCCGAAGUGGAUGACCAGUGGCUUUGCUUUGUGCACUAUCUAGCCUGCCUCUCUCCCACCAUUGGCUCUGUCCUCUAUCACAUCUUUAUGAAUCAUGAAGGCGGAGCUCGAGUCUAUGAUGCCCUGCUCUGCUUCGACAUGUUCGGUGUCUGCCUUGUAAACACUCUAGGUGCUUUGCCAAUUGUGCACAUCACUCUCCUGUGUCGACCCUGGGCACGCCAUGCUGCCAUGUUUGGCUACGUGCUCUUCUCAUGCCGCGGUGUCCGUGAUGCGCUAACAGCUCAGAGCGGUGCUCGACGUCUGCAAUCGUUCGCCUUCCAAGCCUUGUUCCGGGCUUUCCUGUUUUUCCUGCGCUGGUUCAAACUCGGCACAGGAAACCCAGAGUCGCUCCAUCUCUAUGUCAUCAUGGAUGUGCUGGCAUUGAUGGGUGGCCUGGUCAACGUGUUGCGGGUACCUGAGCGCUUCAGCCCUGGCACCUUUGACUACUGGUUCAACAGUCACCAGAUCAUGCAUAUAGCAGUCAUUCUGGCUAUAAUGUACCUGCACUGGGGCACCAUGGAGGAUUUGGCUUGGCUGAAAGGCUACCAGUGCCCUCCGAAAUGAACAUAACAAUAGCUAGUACCUACUAGGGCUGGAGCAAUAUGAAACAUAAAGUAUAGGCAACAUU